ACGUACUCGACCUUUGACAGAGCCUAUAGACGAGAAGGAGAGACGGGAAGUAGUUUGCUGCCCCGCCCGGAAAGGGUGGAGCACAACGUCGAAAGCAGCCAAUGGGAGGCCAGGAGGCGGGGCGCCUGUGGGAGCCUUCAAGGGAACGUUCCCAGUCCCUGAGGCGGAUCGGUUGUUGCAUCCAUGGAGCGAGCUGAGGCCUCGAGCACAGAACCUGCUAAGGCCAUCAGACCUAUCGAUCGGAAGUCAGUUCACCAGAUUUGCUCUGGGCAAGUGGUACUGAGUCUAAGUACUGCAGUGAAGGAGUUAGUAGAAAACAGUCUGGAUGCUGGUGCCACUAAUAUCGAUCUAAAGCUUAAGGACUAUGGAGUGGAUCUCAUUGAAGUUUCAGACAAUGGAUGUGGGGUAGAAGAAGAAAACUUCGAAGGCUUAACUCUGAAACAUUACACAUCGAAGAUUCAGGACUUUGCUGACCUAACUCAGGUUGAAACUUUUGGCUUUCGGGGGGAAGCUCUGAGCUCACUUUGUGCACUGAGUGAUGUCACCAUUUCUACCUGCCAUGCAUCAGUGAAGGUUGGGACUCGACUGGUGUUUGAUCACAAUGGGAAAAUCAUCCAGAAAACCCCCUAUCCCCGCCCCAGAGGGACCACAGUCAGCGUGCAGCAGUUAUUUUAUACAUUACCUGUGCGCCAUAAGGAAUUUCAAAGGAAUAUUAAGAAGGAGUAUGCCAAAAUGGUCCAGAUCUUACAUGCAUACUGUAUAAUUUCAGCAGGCAUCCGUGUCAGUUGCACCAAUCAGCUUGGACAAGGAAAACGGCAGCCUGUGGUAUGCACAGGUGGAAGCCCCAGCAUAAAGGAAAAUAUCGGCUCUGUGUUUGGGCAGAAGCAGUUGCAAAGUCUCAUUCCUUUUGUUCAGCUGCCCCCUAGUGACUCCGUGUGUGAAGAGUAUGGUUUGAGCUGUUCAGAUGCUCUGCAUAAUCUGUUUUAUAUCUCAGGUUUCAUUUCACAAUGUGCACAUGGAGCUGGAAGGAGUUCAACAGACCGACAGUUUUUCUUUAUCAAUCGGCGGCCUUGUGACCCAGCAAAGGUCUCCAGACUUGUGAAUGAGGUCUACCACAUGUAUAAUCGAAAUCAGUAUCCAUUUGUUGUUCUUAACAUUUCUGUUGAUGCAGAAUGUGUUGAUAUCAAUGUUACUCCAGAUAAAAGGCAAAUUUUACUACAAGAGGAAAAGCUUUUGUUGGCAGUUUUAAAGACCUCUUUGAUAGGAAUGUUUGAUAGUGAUGUCAACAAGCUGAAUGUCAGUCAGCAGCCACUGUUGGAUAUUGGAGGUAACUUAAUGAAAAUGCAUGCCACGGAUUUGGAAAAGCCCCUGCCAGAACAGCAGGAUAAUUCUCCUUCAUCAAGGACUCGAGAAGAAAAAAGGGACGUGUCCAUUUCCAGACUGCGGGAGGCCUUUUCUCUUCAUCACACAGCAGAGAACAAGUCUCACAGCCUGAAGACUCCAGAACCAAGAAGGAGCUCUCCAGGGCAGAAAAGGGGUAUGCCAUCUUUUAGCACUUCAGAUGCCAUCUCUGACAGAGGCUCCCUGGGACCUCAGAAAGAGGCAGCGAGUUCCAGUGCGGGACCCAGUGACCCUGCAGACAGAGCGGAGGUGGAGAAGGACUCUGGGCAUGGCAGCACUUCCGUGGAUUCAGAGGGGUUCAGCAUCCCAGACACAGGCAGUUACUACAGCAGCGAGUGUGUGGCCAGCUCCCCCGAGGACAGGGGCUCACAGGAAUCUGUGGACUCUCGUGAGAAAGUGCCUGAAACUGACAACCCUUUUUCAGAUGUGGACUGCUGUUUAAACCAGGAAGAUACUGGAUGUAAAUUUAGAAUUUUGCCUCAGUCACCUAAUCUUGCAUCCCCAAACACAAAACGCUUUAAAAAAGAAGAAAUUCUUUCAAAUUCUGACAUUUGUCUAAAGGUAGUAAAUACUCAGAACGUGUCAGCCUCUCAGGUUGAUGUAGCUGUUAAAAUUAAUAAGAAAGUUGUGCCCCUGGACUUUUCUAUGAGUUCUUUAACUAAACGAAUAAAGCAGUUUCAUCAUAAAGCAAAGCAAAGUGAAGGUGAACAGAAUUAUAGGAAGUUUAGAGCAAAGAUUUGCCCUGGAGAAAAUCAAGCAGCUGAAGAUGAACUAAGAAAAGAGAUAAGUAAAUCAAUGUUUGCAGAAAUGGAAAUCAUUGGCCAGUUUAACCUGGGAUUUAUUAUAACCAAACUGAAUGAGGAUAUCUUCAUAGUGGACCAACAUGCUACAGAUGAGAAAUAUAACUUUGAGAUGCUGCAGCAGCACACCGUGCUCCAGGGGCAGAGGCUUAUAGCACCUCAGACUCUCAACUUAACUGCUGUUAAUGAAACUAUUCUGAUAGAAAAUCUGGAAAUAUUUAGAAAGAAUGGCUUUGAUUUUGUUAUCGAUGAAAGUGCUCCAGUCACUCAAAGGGCUAAACUGAUUUCCUUGCCAACUAGUAAAAACUGGACAUUCGGACCCCAGGACAUAGAUGAGCUGAUCUUUAUGCUAAGUGACAGCCCUGGGGUCAUGUGCCGGCCUUCCCGGGUCAAGCAGAUGUUUGCCUCCAGAGCCUGUCGAAAAUCUGUGAUGAUUGGGACUGCUCUUAACCCAAGCGAGAUGAAGAAACUGAUCACCCACAUGGGGGAGAUGGACCACCCUUGGAACUGUCCCCAUGGAAGGCCAACCAUGAGACACAUAGCCAACCUGGGUGUCAUUUCUCAGAACUGACCUUAGUCACUGGACGGAAUUAUCAGUUUUAUUGCAGAUUUUUAUGUUUUAAAACACAGGGUCUUAACUAACCUUUUAUGUUUUAAAAUGAACCUGCUACUUAAAAAAAUACUCAUCAGACCCAUUUAAAAGUGAUCUUGAGAACCUUUUCAAACCAGAUGGAGCAUUGCUUGCAAAAAUUGUUUUCUGUGUUUUCAUGUGCUCAUAAGUGUGUGUGUCCAGGCAAAAACACGGUUAUAAAAACAAGAGCACUUUGGAAGUUACUCAGACCUCUGCUCUGGCUGGACAUAGUUUAGUCUAUAACUUUCAACCCUUAAUGAUAAUUAAAUUUAUCUUUGUUUAAUUUCAUACAUUUAAAAUUAGGGUCCUUUUGGGUUCGUGAUUCUCAGCCCUGAUUCACAUUACAUUUUUAAACAAGGGGAUUCUCUACCCAGCUGGAAGAAAAUAGCUGGAUGGGACAGGGGUCACUAUUGUUAAACAUGCCUCUGUGCGGCCAAGGUAGCAAAAUACUGUCCCUGCAGAGGAACAAAAAGAGUUUGAUUUUCUCACAAUUUGAUUCUAUGACUUGGUUUCCUCAGGGUGUGAACUGUAGAACAUUCUAGUUACUGGCCUUGAAUGGCUCUGGAAAUGUAAGAUAAGAAUCCCUGUGUGUCUUUUCAGAUAGUUUUCAUGGAACCUUGUCCUGUUUGAACUGGACUAAAAAUGGAAGUGAAGGUGCCCUCUUGGGAGCCGAGAGAUGACAAAUGUGGCUCCCCCUGCUGCCCCCCUCCCUUCCCUGGACUGUGGUCUUCAAGGAAGAUGGGACUCCCAUUCCUGGUUUAGAAUUCCUUAGAUGGAGGAGGCAGUACAGUAGUAACUGUGUCGUCGUGGCCAGCACCAUGCCGGCAUGGUUUGCAGGAUCCCAUUUAAGAACUCUGCAGAUUGGGAGCUGUGGCAGGAUAAUAGCCCCCAAGAUAGCUGUGUCCUAAUCUCCAGAACCUGUGACCACGCUGCCUUACAUGGCACAAGGGACUCUGCAGGUGUGACUGAGUGAAGGAUUUUUCUUUCUUUUUUUUUUUUUUUGAGAUGAAGUUUUGCUUUUGUUGCCCAGGCUGGAGUGCAAUAGCGUGAUCUCGGCUCACUGCAGCCUCUGCCUCCCAGGUUCAAGUGAUUCUCCCACUUCAGCCUCCCAAGUAGCUUGGGAUUACAGCUGCCCACAAUCACACCUGGCUAAUUUUUGUAUUUUUAGUAGAGACAGGGUUUCACUAUGUUGGCCAGGCUGCUCUUGAACUCCUGACCUCAGGUGAUGUGCCCAUCUCAGCCUGCCAAAUCCUGUUGGGAUUACAGGCAUGAGCCAUUGUGCCUGGCUGAGUUAGGAUCUUGCAAUGCAGAGAUUAUCCUGGAUUGUCUGGCUGAGUCCAGUCCAUUGGGUGAGUCCUUCAAAGGUGGAAACCUUUCCCUGCUGGCCAGAGAAAGGCUGCCUUGCUGGUUUUGGAGAUUGAAGGAGGUACCACCAGUCAACAUUGCAAGCAGCCUCUAGAACAGGCGUCCCAACACCCCGGCCACAGACCAGUACUGGUCCAUGGCCUGUUAGGAACCAGCCUGCACAGCAUGUGAGCGGUGGGCAAGCCAGCAAAGCUUCAUCUGUAUUUAUGGCCACUCCCAUGGCUGGCAUUACCACCUGAGCUCUGUCUCCUGUCAGAUAACCGGUGGGCAUUAGAUUCUCGUAGGAGCGCAAAUCCUAUUGUGAACUGCGCAUGCGAGAGAUCUAGGUUGGGCGCUCCUUAUGAGAAUCUGAGGCCUGAUGAUCUGUCACUGUCUCCCAUCACCCCCAGAUGAGACUGUCUAGUUGCAGGAAAACAAGCUCAGGGCUCCCACUGAGUCCAAAUGGUGAGUUGUAUAAUUAUUUAAUUGUACGUUACAGUGUAAUAAUAAUAGAAGUAAAGUGCGCAAUAAAUGGCAAUGUGCUUGAAUCAUCUCGAAACCAUCCCUCACCUACCCCCAUUCGUGGAAAAAUUGUCUUCCGCAAAACGGGUCUCUGGUGCCAAAAAGGUUGGGGACCACUUCUGGAAAAGCUGGAAAGGGCAAGGAUACGGAUUCUCCCCCUGAGCCUCUGGAAGGAACCAGCAUUGAGGACUAAUUUACAGACUGUAUGAUAAUAAAUUUAUGUUGCUUCAAGC
Cebus imitator (Panamanian white-faced capuchin) is the source of this 4931-nucleotide messenger RNA. It is a transcript of the gene PMS2, whose product is annotated as PMS1 homolog 2, mismatch repair system component. Lineage: Eukaryota; Metazoa; Chordata; Mammalia; Primates; Cebidae. The transcript has 15 exons. Gene Ontology annotation, cellular component: MutLalpha complex. The record is from RefSeq and is a predicted model, not a curated record. Bases 184 to 2772 code for a protein of 862 amino acids. Gene Ontology annotation, biological process: mismatch repair. Gene Ontology annotation, molecular function: mismatched DNA binding; ATP-dependent DNA damage sensor activity; ATP binding.